This is a messenger RNA of Lycium ferocissimum, 2810 nucleotides long. Its product is annotated as conserved oligomeric Golgi complex subunit 5. The record is from RefSeq and is a predicted model, not a curated record. The transcript is spliced from 4 exons. NCBI's taxonomy places the organism in Eukaryota, Viridiplantae, Streptophyta, Magnoliopsida, Solanales, Solanaceae. Gene Ontology annotation, cellular component: COG complex. The annotation marks the transcript as partial. Gene Ontology annotation, biological process: intra-Golgi vesicle-mediated transport.
UACUCGCCGGAAUCAAUGGCAUCUCCGGCGAUCCAACGCCUCUCAACUUUUAAAGACCGUUCUACCCCUACCGGAACCCUAACUCCGACCACCGCCACCUCACUAGAUUCCUUCACAUCCGAUCCAAUUUUCUCUUCAUUCCUAACCUCAGAUUUCGACUCCACGCGCUUCUCAUCCCACGCGCUCUCUUCCGGUUCCGCCGCAUCACGCAUCGAGAAACUACAAGAAGGUCUCAAUCUCCUCAACACACAGCUCCGUACUGAAGUACUUACACGUCAUCAUGAUUUACUCAAUCAACUCACUUCCUUACGCGCUGCUGAACACGCGCUCUCCACGCUCCGUUCUUCUGUUACUUCACUUCAAUCCUCACUUAAACGUACCCGAACCGAACUAUCCGAUCCGCAUCAAGUAAUUUACGUAAAUACCCUUAGGUUAAACAAUUUACAUUCCACAAUUGAGUUGCUUCAGAGUACAAUUAGGGUUAUUCGUUUAUCGAAAAAGUUACGUGAUUUAAUGGGGUCGGGUCAGGACAACCCGGAAAAAGAAUCGAAAUUGGAUCUUUCGAAAGCUGCACAGUUGCAUUUUGAGAUAUUGUCUGUUUAUAAUGAGUAUAAUUUAGUUGGGAUUGAUGUGGUUGAUUUGGAGCUAAAAUGGGUUCUUGAAAUCGGAGGGAAAUUGCGUUUCGAAGGGAUGAAAGUGUUGGAGAGAGGACUUGAGGGUUUGAAUCAAGCUGAAGUUGGUGCUGGAUUACAAGUUUUUUAUAAUAUGGGUGAGUUGAGAGGAACUGUUGAUGGAUUGGUUAGUAAGUAUAAAGGAAUGGGAGUUAAGAGUGUAACGAACGCGUUGGAUAUGAAGGCGAUAUCGGUUGGUGGUGGUGGUGGUGGGUUUGGUGGGGGGCCGGGUGGGGUGCAGAGAAGUGGGACCCCGCAAUUUGGAGGGAGUGGGAAAGCGAAGGACGCGUUGUGGGGAAGGAUGAAUGGGUGUAUGGAUCAGUUGCAUUCGAUUGUUGUUGCUGUUUGGCAUUUACAGAGAGUUUUGUCGAAGAAAAGAGAUCCGUUUACUCAUGUUUUGUUGCUCGAUGAAGUCAUGCAGGAAGGUGAUCCGAUUUUGACAGAUCGCGUUUGGGAGGCAUUGGUUAAGUCUUUUGCUAACCAAAUGAAGUCCACUUUCACCACAUCAAGCUUUGUUAAGGAGAUAUUCACUAUCGGGUAUCCAAAACUCUUCUCUAUGUUAGAAAACCUGCUUGAAAGAAUUUCACGUGAUACAGAUGUCAAAGGAGUUCCACCAGCUCUCAGUCCAGAAGCAAAGGACCAAAUGUUAUCUUCCAUUGAUAUAUUCCAGACUGCUUUCCUAACCCUCUGUCUGAGUCGUCUUUCGGAACUUGUUAAUACUGUGUUUCCAGUGUCUAGUCGUGGAAGUGUUCCCUCAAAAGAACAUAUCUCAAGGAUUAUAUCACGAAUUCAAGAAGAAAUAGAAGCCGUCCAAAUGGAUGCCCGGUUAACUCUUCUUGUCUUGCGUGAGAUCAACAAAGUUCUGCUUCUGCUUUCAGAAAGAACAGAAUACCAGAUAUCUGCAGGGCCUGAGUCACGGCAAAUAACAGGUCCUGCAACUCCAGCACAGGUGAAGAACUUUGCAUUAUGCCAGCAUCUGCAAGAAAUCCAUACCCGCAUAUCAUCUAUGGUGUCAGGAUUACCAGCUAUUGCAACCGAUAUUCUGUCUCCUUCACUGGGAGCUAUCUAUGGGGUUGCAGGUGAUUCAGUAACACCACUAUUCCAAUCAAUGCUUGAUCGACUCGAGUCAUGCAUCUUGCAAAUUCAUGAUCAAAAUUUCGGUAGUCUCGGUAUGGAUGCUGCUAUGGACAAUAAUGCAUCGCCUUAUAUGGAAGAGUUGCAGAAGAGUAUUCUCCAUUUCCGUAGCGAAUUCCUGUCCAGGCUGUUGCCUUCUUCGUCAAGUAGCAUUACUAGAGGUUCAGAAACUAUUUGUACUAGACUCGUGAGGAGCAUGGCGUCUAGAGUUUUGAUAUUUUUCAUCAGGCAUGCUUCACUUGUUAGACCUCUCUCGGAAUCAGGCAAGUUGAGAUUGGCCAGGGACAUGGCUGAGCUGGAAUUAGCGGUUGGCCAAAACUUGUUUCCAGUAGAACAGCUCGGUGCACCAUAUCGAGCACUUAGAGCAUUUCGUCCUGUUAUAUUCCUUGAAACAUCUCAACUUGCAUCAUCACCUCUUCGUCAAGAUUUACCACCAAGUGUUAUACUGCACCAUCUUUACUCACGCGGGCCCGAAGAACUUCAAUCACCUUUGCAAAGGAAUAGACUUACUCCGAUGCAGUAUUCACUAUGGAUGGAUUCACAAGGGGAGGACCAGAUAUGGAAAGGGAUUAAAGCUACUCUGGACGAUUAUGCUGCUAAGGUACGGUCAAGAGGGGAUAAGGAAUUUAGUCCUGUCUAUCCUUUGAUGCUAGAAAUCGGUUCCUCUUUAUCUGGGAAUCGUUAACAGGAACAUUGAGAAAAUGCACAGCUUGAAUAUUCUUUUCUUGGUAUACACCUUUCGUUGGAAUUUUGUUUGAAUAAUGUUGUUACAGAUGAACUUACAGAAAGACCAUUUAUUAUGUUUCAUUUCCCUUAGCCAUGCUUUUAAUAUUUUACUUUAGUCCAUUGUAAUCUUUAUUUUCACUUUUGUAGUAUUGCCCUGAUAGUAGUGCACAGAUUCAAAGAGAUGGAUUGUAGUAGUUCAAUGCCUCAGUUUGGUCAAACAUGAAGAAUGUUGUAUUGAACCUUUUGUCCAUCUUAAUGUUUUGAGAUGCUCUUACUUUG